GAAAAGAAGAAGAAUAAUAAAAUAUAGGAUAGUAUGUGGAGUGCAUGCUCAAACAAACGGACACACCGCUUUAUUGGCGAGCUUUGUACUCAGAGGUGGUCUGUGACUGUGAAGCUGUCUUUUACAGAUCUCACUCUCUCUCUCCCUCUCUUUACUCUUUUCUUCUCUACUACUCUGUCAGCUGAGCUCUCUCUUUCUCUUUCUCUCUUGGAGUAUCGUUUUCUCUGGAAGGGAAGCUCGUGAAGUGCAUGUGAAGCUCGGUUUGAGAUCUGGGGUUUAAUGAUCGGAACGGGUCAUUUUGCCUUUUCUGAUUUCAGGGUUAUCUUGUGAAUAAAACAAAUUGCUCGUGUCUAUGGCGGUAUCACUGAAAAUGGGGUCUCAUAAUGUGAAACCGCUUGCUUUAAUGAUUGGUGGAGUUUGGCGUUAUAUUGAGUUCUGCAAGAAAAAUUAGUGGGGAUGUAAUUUCUGGGGAUUGAGGAAAUUUAUUGGUAAAGUAAGGCCAUAACUUCUAAAGAUUUGAGGUCGCUUUGCAAUAAAAAAGAUGCGAUACAUUUUGAUUCCUUUCCUUAUACCACAAGAGAUUCUGCUAUUGGACACAUAAACUGUUCUGAUCAUGACCAGAGCUGUUCGAGAUAGAAUUCUUAAGGAUGCUAAUGGUGACAUUGGUGGUCAUCUACGCAACCACAUCCAUUUGACAAAUUGUAUUCACUUGAAGAACCAUAUGCAUAAGCAAAGCCCCAUUCUGACAGACAGGUCGCUUAUAAGGGACCUCAUUGUCCUUCAGAGGUCACGAUCUCUCAGGGACCCUUCUGCCAGUCCUCCCUCGUGGCAUUCACCUUCAAUUGUCGACCAGCAUCCUAUGAAAGGAGAAACUGUUGGAUUGGUUAGGGAGGGCCGAAGGUCUAUAGGCGUUGAGUGUCGAAGUAAGAGGCCUUCGGGUAAUUCUCCACCAUUUGCAAGCUUGCUGACAUCAAAAGUUGCUCCUGGUGAGAUUGCUGGGGUAAAUGAUUUGAUGGCAGCAAUCAGCGAACGUAGUAGUAAGAGUGGAGUUAGGGAUGGUCGAAGAACAAGGAGGGAGGAGUCUAGUCGGAAGAGUAAUAGGAUAGAUAUUGUGGGUGAUGAGGAGGAGCCUCCAGUAGAUCAAGAUAGUAAGGACAUUUCUAAUGAUGUUGUUUCAGGAAAUUCUGCAUCUAAAAGUAGGAAAGUUAGACAGAAGGGGAAGCAUAUCCAAGGGGCUCAGGCAAAAUCCCUUUCGGAGCAGUUAAACGAUAUUAAGAUGGAUAGUGAUGGUGUAGCUUCUUCUAACAUUCAUUUACGUGGAAGACAGACUCGACAGGAGAAAGCUCUUCAGGAAGCAGAAGAAAGCAUCCGGGGUUACUGCAGUGGAUUGAAUAGGGUGAAAAGGCGGAAAUUUCGAGGGGCAAGAAGACGUCGGGCUGCUGCAGGUUCCAGAGAUAUCAAUGCUCAGAAUGAGUUGUCUAUAGCUUCUAAUACUCUAGCCCAAGGUUCAGUACGCUCCAAGUAUAAUGUCGAAGGAGAGGAUGAGUAUGACGAACAAAAUAUCUCAAAGGCUCCUAGAAAUGGGUGUGGAAUCCCUUGGAAUUGGUCAAGAAUUCAUAAUAGAGGCAAAACAAUCCUUGACAUGGCUGGAAGAAGUUUAUCUUGUGGUUUGUCUGAUUCAAGAUUAAGGAAAGGAGGUCCAAGUGGCCACGGGAGGGAUGUUUCUGACAUGCCUGUAGCAUCUGAAUACUCUAGCUCUUCUUCUAAAUCUAAUGCUGAGGCACUGCCUUUGUUGGUUGAUGCUUCUGGAUCACAGCAGAGCACUGAAAAUGCUGAUUGGGCGCGUCGCUAUUCUGGGGAACUUGGUAUUUAUGCUGAAAAUUUAUUUAAGCAUGAUCUUGAUUCUGACCUAGCUUCUGAAGCUAGAUCGGGUGAUCAACGAAAGUUAGGAAAGCGCUGCCGCAGUAGGCAUCAAAACCUGACACAAAAGUACAUGCCAAGAACCUUCAGAGAUCUUGUUGGACAGAAUUUAGUAGCUCAAGCUCUUUCAAAUGCUGUCAUGAGAAGGAAAGUAGGAUUGUUAUAUGUUUUUUAUGGUCCUCAUGGGACGGGGAAAACCUCCUGUGCUCGUGUAUUUGCUAGAGCUUUAAAUUGUCUGUCUCUGGAACAUCAUAAACCUUGUGGAUUUUGCAAUUCUUGCAUAGCGCAUGAUACGGAAAAGAGUAAAAAUAUAAGAGAAGUUGGCCCUGUAAGUAAUUUUGACUUUGAGCGUAUUAUGGAUCUACUUGACAAUAUGAUUAUCUCUCAGCUGCCAUCACAUUAUAGAGUGUUCAUAUUUGAUGAUUGCGACACAUUGUCCCCUGAAUGUUGGAGUGCUAUAUCAAAGGUUAUUGAUCGUGCACCUAGAAGAGUGGUUUUUGUUCUGGUCUGUUCAAGCCUUGAUGUUUUGCCUCAUAUAAUCAUAUCUAGAUGCCAAAAGUUCUUUUUCCCAAAGCUAAAAGAUGCAGAUAUCAUCUAUACUUUGCAGUGGAUCUCAAACAAAGAAGAUUUAGAAAUUGAUAUGGAUGCACUAAAACUUAUUGCAUCAAGAUCAGAUGGUUCAUUAAGAGAUGCUGAGAUGACUCUUGAGCAACUGAGUUUGCUUGGUCAGAAAAUAUCUGUUCCCCUGGUUCAGGAGCUGGUUGGGCUCAUCUCUGAUGAGAAAUUGGUUGAUCUUCUUGAUUUAGCAUUAUCUGCAGACACGGUUAACACUGUUAAGAAUUUGAGAGUCAUAAUGGAAACGGGAGUUGAGCCAUUAGGCCUGAUGUCACAACUAGCAACAAUUAUUACAGAUAUACUUGCUGGCAGUUAUGAUUGUACAAGAGAGAGGCCGAGAAGGAAAUUCUUUCGUCGCCACCCACUAUCCAAAGAAGAUAUGGAAAAGCUACGUCAAGCUCUCAAAACUCUGUCUGAAGCUGAAAAACAGUUAAGAACUUCAAAUGACAAACUGACAUGGCUAACAGCUGCACUACUCCAGCUUGCUCCUGAUCAACAAUAUAUGUUGCCUAGUUCUUCUUCAGGAGACACUAGUUUUAACCAUAGUCCCUUGCCCCUUAAUAAUGUGUGUGGAAGAAAUGUAGUUAGGAAAGCAGGUGAGCAAGAUCAUUUGCUGAAUAGCCAGAGAGGUUUGUCAACAAGUGUUCGACAAGCUGGAACUUCUGGUUUACAUAGCAAUAGUCUGAUGAAUGAUGCUACUUUAGAUAGGAAAAGACAUAAUGGUAGUUCUACGGCCCCCCAACAGACAUCGACACGUCCUGCUGAUACAAUAAGAGUAAGUGGGAGGAAAGUUUCUGGAAAAAGCCGUAAAAUUGAAGAAAUUUGGUUGGAGGUGCUUGACAACAUUCAGUAUGUUGGUGUUAAAGAGUUCUUGUACCAAGAAGGAAAGCUGAUGUCUGUUAGUUUCGGUGCAGCUCCUACUGUGCAGCUAAUAUUCAGUUCGCAUCUGACUAAAUCUACUGCUGAGAAAUUUCGAGGCCACAUAUUACAGGCAUUUGAGUCAGUUUUGGGAUCCCCGGUCACAAUUGAAAUUAGAUGUGAAUCAAGGAAAUACUCCAAAGCGGGGGUGCAUACGCCUCUUAUGUUGCCAGCUUCUAUGGAUGGCUUGUCUCAGAUUAGAGAUAUGAAUGGAAUCAGUGGUGAAGCUCAGGCUUUGCCUUCCAAAACAUGUGAGACGGGGAAGAGUGAAAUUGUUGAAAUAGCUGCUACUCCGAGGGAAACCAGGGGUGAUGAGCAUGCUAAUAACCAUGAAGAAUCUGGUAUAAGAGGUUGUUUAAAAAGUGCAAUGGGAGGAGAAGCAACAACAUCCCAACAGAAAUCAGGUGUUGAUUCAGUUGCAGAUAAGCGGAAGGUUGGGGAAAAAGGUCAGUGUCAGAGCAUAGUUAGGAGUAAAGUAUCUCUUGCACAUGUAAUUCAACAAGCAGAGGGAUGUUCCCAACGCAAUGGGUGGUCAACACGCAAAGCAGUCUCGAUUGCUGAAAAGCUGGAACAGGAAAAUUUGAGACUGGAACCUCGAUCGAGAAGUUUGUUUUGCUGGAAAGCAUCUAAUGUAACUCGCCGGAAGCUUUCACGCUUGAAAAUCAGAGCAAGAAAACCUCACUCACUAUUGAAGUUCGUCUCUUGUGGAAAGUGUCUGUCUACAAAAUCAUCAAGGUAACAUAAUUUUUUUGGGGCUAGCUUUGAAGGGUUUGUACAACCUCAUCUGUAUUACUUGUAUUUAGCCAUUUAAAUUUAUCUGUCAAAUCCAAUUUAUUAUGAAUAAAAUUCAGGUUACAUUGAAGAGAAAAAUGUAGAGGACAGGUUAAUAUUGUUCUCAAUUUUCACUAUUCUUUUAUUAUAAAAAAGAAAAGAUACAAA
Humulus lupulus (European hop) is the source of this 4392-nucleotide messenger RNA. RefSeq names its product protein STICHEL-like 3. The record is from RefSeq and is a predicted model, not a curated record. The transcript is spliced from 7 exons. Gene Ontology annotation, cellular component: DNA replication factor C complex; nucleus; DNA polymerase III complex. The coding region runs from base 614 to 4192 and encodes 1192 amino acids. Gene Ontology annotation, biological process: DNA repair; DNA-templated DNA replication. Gene Ontology annotation, molecular function: DNA-directed DNA polymerase activity; DNA clamp loader activity; ATP binding. NCBI's taxonomy places the organism in Eukaryota, Viridiplantae, Streptophyta, Magnoliopsida, Rosales, Cannabaceae.